GCUCAUAUGAGGUUAUCAUAGAGCCGAUAAAAUUAAAACAGGUAUGAUAAAAAAAAGACAGUAAGAAAACCGAACAACUGAAGAAAUCGGUCGUUGUUUGGAGCUCAUUUUAUUUGUAGAUUGCUAGGGUGCACGUUGAUGUGAAUGAGACUUUCACAGCUUAUCUUCUAUGGACCAACUUUUACGGUAACGACGGUUCAACAUCUUACACCAUGUUUGUGUACCAUGGUAACCGGUGAAAUGGAAGCAUUUCGACGAUUCUGUGGUUCAACCCAGUGAUGGAUCUGUAAAACAUUGCCUGACUUUAUCUACAAUGGAUGCCAGCAAUUCGGGAGAAGUGAAAUGGACUUUGUCUUCCUCAGCUGUUCCUAAAGAUGCCCGACCGAAGUAUUCUCGUAUUUCCGAGCACUUUCGGCACGUAACACCCGGUGCUUUCCAAUGCUCGAUGUUUUGUGGAGGAAAGCAGUGCAAAUACGAAAACCCUGCUAAGAUGAAAAGAGAAGAAAUGGCAAUAAAUGGACUUUAUUCUUCAUGGUAUGUAUGAUCCUAAUUAUACGGUUCGCCGCACAAUCGCAAGAAACUCUUUUUGAGUGUACUGUCGUAGAUGUAUAAUGAAGAAGACACAGUCAGGAAUUUGUGUAUUUCUCGUUGUAUAAGCGACAGGUUUGAAAAAGAGAAUUAAUUGGCGUAGUCGAAUAAACUUUUUGUGAGUCAGUUGCCAACGGGUGUUUUUGCUCCCACUCCACCCCCCACGGACAAACAGAAUCCCUUAUAUAACAGUAAGCUUUUCAUAGUCCCCUAUAUUUCCGAAGACCAUCGAGAUCGAGCGUUUUCUGUUACAGGCCGCCAUCUUCGUUUCAUAUGUACCGAGUCUACUGUCUACUGUGCCACCCUAGGGGAGAAAGGAUGGUGCAGUGAUGAGAGCACUCGCCUCCCACCAAUGUGGCGCAGGUUCGAAUCCUGUUGUCGACUCCAUAUGUGGUUUGAGUUUGUUGUUGGUUCUCUCCCUUGCUCCAAGAGGUUUUUCUCUGUGUACUCCGGAAACCAAUAUGGCGGUCCGUGACAAAAAGCACUUGAUCUUGACGGUCUUACAGAAAAAUAGGGGACUGCGAACAGUCAAAUAGAACAGUUAAACAAGGAACCCUGGUGAAACUAACUGUGCAAGGUGCAAAAGGGAUGCUCCAUUUAGCAUGCUUCCCCCCUCCUGCUCAGGCUUUCCCCUUUGCACAUCUCUAAACUGAAGGGGGGGAGGGGGGGAUGGAUAUGGGGGGCACUCCCUUGUUUGGCCUAAACAAGUAUGUGCCACUGAACAGGUUAAUGGUUUUCUGUAGUUAUUAAAGCAAGGAAUGACCUACAAUGAGCUACUAUGAGCUACAAUGAGUUAAAACAAGGACACUGUUACAGCAGCAUUUAAGUUUAGUAUGCGUGUCAGAAACGACGGGAAAUACAUCUGUGGUUGCAGGCUAAGCGCAUGUAUAAAUACUACAAAAUUUAAGGGCCUUGAUUCUAGAGAAAUUACGUCACUGCCAGAGAUAAAAAAAAUGAUUUAUGGCCGAAUAUAUACCGCUUGCUCAUUACCCUAACCCUAACCUUAAGACCCAUUUGCAUACAAUGAAAGUUUACAACACCCGACCAGUUUGUCUUUUGCUAAAUAAUUAAGAUUCUACUUUUUUUUUUUUUGACCACUGAAGUGUUAACUUGUUCCAAAGUAAUCAAAAGGUUGGCAUGAUUUUAGUUUACAAAUUAAAUUACUUUAUGCUGUUUGUAAAAUGAAGUGAAUCAAGGUGGUAAAAUAUUGGGUAUCAAAGUGAAUGAAUUUGAAGACCUCAGAGCACACCUCUAUCCAAACUUCCUUUGAGUGCCCCCUUCCCACCCCCCUCCCACCGAAUGGAUGCCUCCAUAGUCCAAAAGCUUCAUUUCUAUAAAUCAAUAAUAAGUUGACAAAGCAUAUUCUUUCCUUGGUAUAUAUUACCAGUAUUUUUUUUUGUUUUUGUUUUACCAAGGGUCACUCAAGACAUUUUGGCCACAGCUCGUCCAUCUACCGAGGUUAUUGAGAAAUAUCAAGUGAUUGAUCAGUUUAAAAGGUGUGUUAGCUUAUAACAAUAUCAAAUGAUCAUAAUUCUAUAAAUACAUAAAUAUUACUAUUAAGAGAGAGACUUGUCUGAAAAUGACCUCAAUGUAAACAUUUCUCAGACAGAGCUGUUUUGGAAAUUGGGGUUUUCAUAAUGUCACAAAUAAAUGGCUGACUAUCAUGGAGGCCGGGAAGCAUUGGCAAAUAGAAAUGCCAAGCUUUGCUCCUGCUUUUUACCCAGCCAUCAGGGAUGACCAGGGAUAUUUACAAUAUUUUUAGUUUUUAUUAGGUAUCAAAUCUGAAACUUUUGGAAAAAAUUGAAAUUCCCAAUUGACCCAGGCUUGAGAGUCAAAUUUAUGUGAAAAAUGCCUCCAGGGUGCUCUUAAAGUUUGAAAUUUAAAUGAAGAUCCGACUGUGUUAACGCUUUAAACCCUAAGAUCAAAAUUUGAAUUCUCAUUUGUUGCCCAUAUUCAUUUCCUACAGAAGUAGUAGGGAGAAGUUGAUAAAGUAUCAAGCAAAAUUCAUCUUGUGUGAUCAUGUUCACAAUUCCCUUGACCACUCUGUUUUACAAAGCAUUGAUACUACAAGGAGAAAUUUGAUGCUGAUCACUCUUAGGGCUUUAAGGUUAAUGUAGUUACUUGAGGUUGCCAAGCACUGAGAGUCAUAAUCUGCAGCCAUAUUUAGGACACAAAAGGGAGGAUUGGCUCCGAGGCGAUCCUAGCAGCAACCAUGGAAACUGGGAAUAAGAAUCGUGAUGACUUUCAUUGUUUGCAAAUGAGAUUCAUGAUGAGCGUGUGGUCUAUUUUUGGCGAUGGUUGAGUUAAUGUGCGUAGUUGAUCACGUUCUGGCUUUUUGGCAAUGAUGCAAUUUUCCCCGAAUCAAGGCCGUUGAUUUUCAUGUUUUCAUACACGCGUAUUAAAAACCAAAUACCCUGAAGAAUACUCAAUAAAGUGGGACGUUAAAAUAUUAUAGUGGAGGAAAUCUUGUUUCAUGGUAUAUUGAGGCAUUACGUUUCUCAGAAUAUUGAUGCAAUUACUGAAACUCUACGGCUGAAUAGAUUCGAUAUUGCAGAUUCACUUUGUUGUAUGUUGAAAUUAAUUAUUUUAUUUUGUAAUCAUCUAUUGUAACUAUAUUUUUCUUUCUAUGUUAUUCUCUGUAAAUAGUGUGAAAUAAAUGAACCAUGAACCAUGAAUUGAUAGAUUUUUGCAGUUGUUAAGAUGUGAAGUGGUGUUGCACUUUAUACAUAGUUGAGAUAUCAAUGAUUUAACCUUCAACUACUAGAAGCAACUUCAACUACUCAUCUGAGUGACAUAAUACGUAUGUGUCGUGGAUGUGUUUCAAGGCGGUGCUCUAAGGAAAAUUGAAGGGAGCCCAGUGCUCUGAAACUGUAAAAUCUAGGGCGCCCAGCAUAUGAUUUGUAUGAAAAAUCUAAGAUUUUCUAGUCGCCCGAGGGCAAAAGUUGGGCCCCAGGGGCCACCGGGCUCUGCUAGAGCACAGCCCUGUGUUUGUAACGGUAGCUUUGUACUUGACUGUCAUGCAUACUCUACCUAGUACUUCAUCAGCCAAAGGAAACUACUGGUCUACAAAACAGUCUAUUUAUUUCCGAGGUUCUCUAGUUUGGGAAAUGCGUAUUUAUUUAUCAUACUCAAAUCUUCAUUGAUGUUUCCUUGACGUCGUAGAUUUGCAAGGUCUCGAUCUUUGCCUCAUGGUAUUGCCUUUGAUUGUGGAAGAUUGCUUGAAAUUACAGCAUUAUUGCCAAGAUUGAACUAUAAUCUUUUCCCAUUUAAGUUUAGUCUGAUUAUUCUAUGUACCAUAAGGCAGUCAGUAGUUAUGUGUAACCUAUGCCUGCACACUGGCUCCUUAAAAAUUUAUUUGCCCAUUUCUUAGCUAAUCUCCAAGCAACCUUGAGUUAACACUUUACAGCGGUUACCACUAACACGCACCUUUGAAGGGUUUUUUCUGUCUGUUUGAACCUGAGUUUUUGUGGAUGUCAAUCAACUGUUUCAAUGGUUUUCCACGCGCUCAGACAGAGAAGGUUCCCUCAUCGCUGAAUGAAGGGCGAAUAAUUUCGAACGACGCGAUGAGGGCUUUUUAAAUUAUUUUAUUAAGAUGAAGGAUUACAUUAUGAAAACAACGAGGUCUCUGCGAGCAGAGUGAAAUAGCAAAAACAUUCUCUAUAGUUUACGUAACGGUUUUCAGGUUGUUUAUCUAUUUGAUUGUAUGAAAACAUGGGAGCCGUGGACGAAUUGCCAAGAAGCUAGUAUAAAUUCAAAAAAACAAGAUAUCACACCGAAACGGGAAAGAGUUUUCUCUGAAUGAAGGCUGUUUUCGAAAAUGAAUUUUACUACUUAUCAUUCUUCAUGUUAUCGAAUAGAAACCAGAACUAGCAAGAACUCAGACGAGUUGCGAGCGAUUGAGAAAGCUUAUGUGGUUGUAACUUACAGUGUGUAAAUAUGUCGAUAAUUUGAGUUUCCUCGGAAAAACACUCAACAAAUUCUUUCUCCUCGUAAUCUAAUGAAGCAAUGUCAGAUCCUGCAGCAAAAUACUGCAAAUACAGCUGAAAACGCCAACAUAUUCUUCUGAGUGCUCAAGAAACGGAGAAAGAAUCUUCUUUAGGCCAACGCGUGAAAAACCAUGGUAACGGUUGAUUGACGUCCACCAAAACACAGGUCUGAACCGAAGAAAAAAUCUUUUGAGGGCGCGUGUUAGUGGUAACCCCUGUAACAGUGUCUUGUUAAUCCUUGUCUUGGAUAUUCUUUUCUUUUUCCAAAGGAAUGGAAUCAAAUCACUGAUAAAUCUUCAACAUCCUGGAGAACAUAGCAGUUGUGGAUUUGGUCUUGAGCCUGUUAGUGGUUUCUCUUACAUCCCAGAACACUUUAUGCAAGAAGAUAGUAUGUGCAACUCAAGUAUAACUAUUUCAGACAUAAUAAUUAUCAAAUUGAUUACCUUUAUAAUCCUGUGGUAUAUAGAGGAUUGGGUAUAUAAUAACAACAGAACACUAUUACCAAACCUUAGACUGCAAGCUGUUUGAUAACAUUAAUGCUUGAUUAUUUACUUCUGUGUUGGGGUUUUUCAAAAUUUAAUAAAGUGCAUUAAAACAUAGUGAAAGAAGUUUAUUAUAUUUCAUUAUAAUCAAUAAAUAUUACUUAAUAAGUGGUUAUAAUCUGACAUAUUAUUUUGUUAAUAACAUUAAAUAUGUUAUGUUGUUGAUCAUUAAUGUUUCUCUCUCUCUUCCCUUUUCACAUGUGUUUGAUAACUAUAAAGUUUUCUUCUACAACUUUGGUUGGUGAGUACUCCUUUUCAUUGAACUGGUGAAUAUUUAUAUGCAGUUAUUAUUUAUUCAAAAUAUUUCUCUGUUUCUGAUAAGUGGCUCAAAUCCCCCAGCUAAUAGGAACUACUUAAUUACGAAUGACUAAUUAUUCUUCAUAAUCACCUAUUGUUAACCACUUGUAAAAUUCUGGAAAAUUGAUAGCAAGGUGACCAGACAUACAGUUUAGUUUAUGCUGUUUAAUAUUUGAACCAGGGGUUUAGUUUCGUCAUAUGUGGCGCAGGCUAAUUGCAAAGCUGAAGGGCUCCAAAUUUUAUUUUGCUCAGGAAGUCCAAUAUAACUAUGUCCCUUUUGAUGCUGUACUGCAAAAUAUGUGCUGUUUUUCUUUUCUUUCUGGCAGGAACGAUUAUGGUGUGCGAUCAUUAGAGUCUAUUCUGGAUAUGGUGAAGGUUAUGUCUUUUGCUCUACAGGAAGGAAAGGUGAUUCAUUCAAGAACUGAGUUUAUGCAGGAUCGACCCAAUAGACACCGGUUAUUUGUGACCUUAUAAGUUCUCUUAUGAUUUCUGAUGCCUGAUAUUCAUGGACUGACUGGGUUAGCAGGUGGGAAAUUUUGGUCAUCAGCAAGCUUUAAGAAUAUAGCGUGAAUGGAAUUUGCUAUAGCAAGGCCACAUGCAGCCUGGAGUAACACUUUCACUUCACUGAUGUUCAGGACACAUAGAAACUAAAGAAGAAAUCACAAACAGGGUUCUAUGUUAGGUGGAACCAUUUGAUUUGGACAUAAUCAUUGAAAUGUCAUGUCUCUUUAUAACAAAUAAUUUAAUUUCCUUAUCUUUUAGGUGGCAAUCCACUGUCAUGCAGGACUUGGUCAGUUUCUGUAAAUGUUGUUUUCUUUUUGGUUAUAGACGUGAAACAAAUUCUUCGAUAAAUUGCUUAUACACUGCCAAAACCAAACCUUAAUUUUAUGAGUUGUCUUUCUCCAUUCCAAUAAUGCAUAAGGGAACCAGAAAGAGCAUGAAAACCAAGGAAGCUUUUUCAACUGAUUGUUCUUUGUAAUGAAAAACUUUUAUUGUUUUCUGAUUGUGUUUACUGCAUGACCACUUAGGAUGCACAAGGCAACCAAAGAAGCAAACUCUUCUUAGUCUUGUGACAACUAACCAGAAAACAGGAACAUAAAUAAGGGGAAAACAACAGCAAACGAGUUUAAGUGAGUCACUGAUUUCAAACACAGUGAGGGUAUAAAUUAAAGGAUGAUUGGUGCCAGGGAAAUUAGUUUAUAUUUAUUUAUGCUUAGUAAAACAAGUUUGGGUAAAUUAGAACAAGCUACAAUCCACUUUUGCAAAUCACCUUCCAUUUACAACACAGAGAUAAUUUCAGCAAAAAUGAGAGCGAGAGAGAACAUACUUUAAACCUUAGAAUGUGUCUUUGUUUUUUACAGGCAGAACUGGUGUCCUUAUUGCUUGCUAUCUGGUAUUUACAGAGAGAUUACAGGCUGACGAGGUAAAAACGUGACUGCAUGUAACUCAGGGAUUGUGUGACAGUCUGGCCUUCUUUUUAUUGCUUUUUUGUUUCAUUUAAUUUUAGUAACGUUGUUUGGAAUUGCUGUUUCUAGAGCUUCCAUGUUUGUUAGUGCUUACGUUUUCCUUAUUUUCUCAGGCAAUACAUCAGGUUCGAUCAAACAGGUAUAGUGAAUUCCAUGUAGGUGAUAUAUUUGCUAAUACUUUGUUUCACCCAUAGCAGUAUAUUCUUCUAUAAGGCAACAUAUGGAUAAAAAAUCUUGUGACUUAGUACUUGACACCAGGGAUGAGAACUCCUUUCUUGGUGAGCCAACAAGACUUGCUGCAUGACUUGGAUUUUGGUAUCUGGUUGUAACCAGGUUAUGAGAGAUAAUUUUCUUAGAACUGGUUUUGUUUUAUAUUAAGUGAGUGUCUUAAAGUGAACCCUGCAGGAUUUCUGACAAUUUCAUUUUUCAUUCGAAAAUGGUGUUAGAAACAGUGUUUCCAUCAACAAAAAACAAACUCUUGGAGUCACACAGAAACGAACACAGUGUGCACACAACAAGCCAGCAUAACCAUACACUGAAUGAAAGAUGUAUAACCUAUAUAUAUAUUUUUUUUCUUGUUUUUUUUUUUUUUAAGUCCAGUUCUUGAUGCACCAUGAAAACUGAGAGAGUAUAUUUUGUAAUCUUUACUUUGCAGGCCCAAAGCAGUACAGACUCGGGGACAAAUUCAAUGUGCUGUUGAUUUCACAAACUUUUUGCACCAUCUUUGGGUGGUAUAUCCUUCAUGGUGAGCUUAAUUCUUUAAAAAAAUAUUUUAGCUGUAACUGAUAUGUCAAUUGUAAAUUCUUAAGGCAGCUUGAAAUGAUAACAUGACUCUUAGUGAUUUUUCACAACUACAGUUAAUGGUCGCUGAUAUGUUUUUACUAUUAUUGAAUAAAUCGUACUUCUAAAGGAGGCAAAUCAGUGGCCCUGCAGGCAACCCACUCAGGUCCCUUCGUUAGUCAGGAAAAAUGGAGAGGUCUUUAAAACACAGGAAACUGAUAUUCAUACCGUUUAUGUAGACAGAGCAACUUAGCACGAGCUAAAUUAGUACCUACUAUGCAAUGAAUGUAGUACUGACGUGUUCUGUUUGUCUUUCUAGCGCACCUAGUGCAAAGAAGUUUACCAUGCAACAAUAUCUUAAGCGGCAGAGACAUCUUUUACAUGGCAUGGAGUCACGAGUUCUUAAAUACAUCCCUAAGGUAGAUGUUAAACUUAUAGAAAACAAAACUUUUUUUAAUAUGUGUACCAUUGUAUGAAGAAAUGGUGUCAUAGGACUGCAAGGUGAUAAGAAAAUAAUGAUUAUAAUUGUGAUUUACCAUUAUCUUUAUCAAGUUGAAAUCGAUUUUGGCUUUGACUGGAUAUGGUUUAUUAUAUUUCCGGUUUGCAGCUUUUUUUGUAUCUUAUUCUGUUGAAUUAUUUUCCCUUGCGUUAAAGCUGGUGUACUUAUGUUGUUGUCGACUAUUGGAGGUGGCUGGGGUAAAGAAAGAGGAUGUCCCUUUUACUUGGACACUCUCCAGAGAAGUCAAAGCUGUUUUUGACGAAACGGAUGAAAAUGACACCAUAAGUGAGUCUGCUGAGGAUUUUGUUCAGCCUUCUAUCUCAAGGGAUAUAGUAGAUGCCGUUAAACAUAACCCUUAUGUGGAUUCUGAUAAGCCAUCAUUCGAGACUUCAGUGAUGCAACGUUCUCAAAGUUGGGACGCAGUUCAAGAAGUUACCUUAAAAGAGGACAUUGGUUAUUAUAGCCGAGGAAAGCAUCUCAAUGUGGAGCAGUUGACAAAUGUAAGGCGUGGGUUAGAGCCUGCCGACAGUGAUCAGAGGGCAAUGUCGGAUGGUCUUCCAUCUAAUCCUUCUCCACGCAGUGUGAAACUUGAACCACUUAACCUGUCAACAAGAAAGAAAAAUAAAAAAGAAGGAAAAAGGGGGCAAAGAAACAGCAAUGAAACAGUGAAUGAAAUGGUGAAUAUGGACAGUUUUUUAAGUUCGUUGAAACAAAAUACGGUACAACCAGGAACAAAUGACAGAAUCCAAGCAGCAAAGUGCCUGUCAUCAAGCGCCUGUGCUGAUAGCAGUGUACAUAAUAGAGUGGAGAGAAUAAAGGUGAGUGCCGGACUAGUAGCUAGUAUUCAGUCGCCGAAUGACGGUACAUAAUAGAUUGCAUGGAGAGAAUAGGUUGAGCGGCAAGCUUUAUUACUAAGUGACUGUACAAGUAACGCUUGGAAUAUUCAUCGUUAGUAUCAUUUGUAUGGUUGUUAGAUAACGUUUAGAUAUAAUCAAUCCAGGGCUCCUCAGAAGACUAGAGGUUCAGUAAUGAAGUAACUCCUCGGAUUAUACCGUACCAAUAGGGAUUCAUUUCUAAGUUCCCUAGCUUAUUGGCGGUCAGUUUUAACCCUUUUCUCCUGAUUUCGCUGAUUUUCCGAUAUUAAAAAAUUGAGGCUCAGAAAGAGUUAGACACACUUAAAACAGAGUUACCCUGAUCUCUUUCCUCAACUUCAAAAUAUUCCGCACUUUACAGUGAAACGUCUCAGCUGCGCCUCGUGGUUCCACUAGAGUUUUGAACAUUUCUUAAGUCUAUGAGAGCCAGGAAGAGAAAUGUUGUUGAUUUGUUAAAUUCAAGCACAUUUGAUAUAAUCAAGGGAAAAACUGCCGGGCCAUCAUAUGUGUCCCGGCAUACAUUUGUGAAGCCUGAGUUUCCGUGGUCCGGGUUUUUCUGCGGUUACUCUGUUUUUGCUUUCUUAUCAAAAAUUCGAACUGGAAAGUGUUUCUAUUUAUUUGAAGAUACUGAAAGGGGCACAGGUUUAUAAGUUCGUAGAACUGUUUAGUGUUACUCUCUCUAAAAUAAUGUUAGUUUAGUCUUUGGUUUCCUGGUUUCUAGGUAUCGAUAACGAAAGAUUUCCGUUUCCAUUUGCGGUUUCACUAUUAAAAUUAAAGACCCAACUCAUGAAUUCUAACCGUACAAGAUUCCUGUUUUUCUGCUUAGCGUAAACUGAACAGCUCUGAUAGCUGGGAGGAAGUAUGCACGGAAACUGACCCCUGGGUGCUAACUCGCUUAUUGUGGACUUGGUUGGAUAAUUUAGCGGUAAGUACAAAUAACGGACGGAACCGAAUACUGCUGGUAUGGCUUAAUGUUUCCAAGAUAGCAUAAGAAUUAAGAGCUUUCUUUGUUUUUGAUAAAUACUAUAAAUCUUCUAAUACUAUAAGGAGAUAACGCAGUUUUCAAAACAGCUCAUCCUCAUGUUGAGGGUCUUUUUUUUUUUCAAAGGAGCCGGUACUUACAAACAGCGAGGUGUCAACGUUAGAAGAAAACAUGAAUGAUCCUAUAGGAGCUGUCAAGAAACUUGGCCGUGUAAGUUUAGACUGCCGCCGCCGACAAAUGCUUUCUUUUUCUCUCUUUCGUUCUGUCCUCUUUCCCUUAUUUCAUGCCUUGCCGGCCACUCCUAGCCCUUCCUUGUGUACAUGUGACUAAUAUAGUUUUUCAUUACAGUAUCUUCUUUGCUGACGUCUUUAGUUGUAUUUGUUAUAGGGUGCAAGAGACACUUUAGAAUGCCUGAUAACUACUAUCUGCGAGGUAAUUCUGUACCGAGAGAUCUGUAAAUUUUAUAGUUUAAAAAAUACAUUCUAUCAGAUAUCUGUGUCAGGAAUAUUUUACCUCACUUCAAAGAGUGUGGUGUAAAUCAGACACACUUAAAAACUUUACCACUCCGGCGUAGAACUGAAGUGAAAUUUGAAAAAAAGCAUGCAAAGAAAUAUAACGUUUCCUUCUAAUACUUCUUGAACCGAUCGUUGUGUAUCCCUGUGCCGGCGGCCUGAUGGGAAGCUUUUAAAAUUGUCGUUGUUUACUGUGCAUGACUGUGCAAGUAAAAUUUUAAUUUGGUUUUUAAUUGCAGCUGGAACCUUUACCAGAGGAGCUGAGUGAAAAAGUGUUACGUCACACAGCCAUGAUUCUCACUCAUAACAAGGAACUGUCUUUAACUCAAACCAGACGCAGGUCUGAGCAAAGUCCUGAUACAAAUACACAAGAAAACCGUGUAGGGGAAGUGGGUGAUCUUUCAGAGUCAUCGCUUUGUUCGUCAUCAUACAGAUUGCUUCACUUCUUAAGACAGCUGAUGAAUGCACUGAAACGUUUAGGAGGUUUAACUUAGUGCAGCUACCUUACCGGAUCGCGUUACGCGUAUAUAAGUCUUGAAUCCUUUACCGUGCUGAUGUCGUUGCUCUAACGGACUUUACAGCUCCCACUAGAAACUUGAUUACCCGGCGUAUCAAAAGUGAAAGAAAGUAGUGUUCCUAGUAUGAAUGAAUGAAUAAAUGUCGUGGAUUAGAGGGCAACAAGACGCACCCUCUUUACAUAUUUUAUGUCAACAGUAAGCUCUGACUUCAGCAUACAAGGCGCCACUGGUACUGGCCCUAGCACUCGCUCCUCGCCGCUUGGCGAAAUGUCCCAAGCGGCAAGGAGCGAGGAGAAACGGCUGCUUCCUUUGCAGGUUAGAUUGUCUUGUGCCGACAAAACAUUUCGGCUGUUGAGGUCAUCCAAACGCUGGGAAUUAUUUAUCCAACACAUUUGUUUGUCUUUGAUUGGCUCAAAUACCUCGGCUAAUUCUUCAUAACCAGCUAUCAUUGCCCAAAUUAGGAAGACAUUUGCCGCCUUAUCAUCGAUGGUAUUAUCACGUGAAUAGUACAGUCAGGCUGUCGCCAGAAAAAGGGAAGGCAACUAUAAAGAAGCCCUGGUGACGAGGUUGCGUAUAGUGAUUCAGUUGUUUUGAUAGAGUUGGAGCAAAUAGCAGACAAUUCUUUUCUGCAAAGAAGAAACAGCCGAACUUCUGCCUAAAAAUAUAACCGAAAAAGCCAAAAUGGCAACUGCUAUUUGAAGGCAGAGGGUAUUAUCCGCCUAGGCAGAUAACACCCUACUCGAUUUGUGUAAUUCUUCAUAUCAAACUCAGCCUCAUCCAUAAUUGCUAAUUAUUUUCAUAUGAUCGCUGUGCGAUAGGCCAUUGUACAUUGAAAGCAUUAACCAUUAUAAUAUUCGAGCAUAUUGGUAGCAUUUUUCCGGAAAAUUAGGUUUUUUUUUCUCACAGAAAAUAAAAAUUGUCACAUUUUUGAAGAGAUAUGACGACUUUAAAAAUAAUUCAAAGAACUAUAUUUAAAUUUCACUUUAAAACAGCUGUGUAGAUAAUCUUUUUUGCUGUAUUGAAAUUAUUUAUUUGCUUGCGUUGCAGUUGUCAUACCACUUACACAUUUUCGUUAGUCUCACUGAUGUGGAGCAUUUUAGUGGGGAAACAAAAGCAAAAUAUACAAAGGCCUACUGUGUGACCAUGCAUUAUAUAGAAACCAUGCAACAUUUUUCGUGUUUCUUUCUCGAUAUUCAAUUGAGGGAAUUAACUUAUUCAGUAUCUAUUGAAUCCUUGACUGGAUUAAGUACCUUAUAAAAUUGUAUUUUUUAGUUUUGCUUAACUAAUCAAUUUUUAUUUAGUUACAUAGCAUGCCGCACGGUAAUUCAGUGAAAUGUAAAAUUAAAUUGUGCUACGUUUUAUCGUAUUUAGUGCUGGUCUGUGUUGAACACUCUUCCUGAAUCGGACGCUGUACCAUUUUGUAAUCAGACUGGAC
Messenger RNA from Porites evermanni, 12477 nucleotides. NCBI's taxonomy places the organism in Eukaryota, Metazoa, Cnidaria, Anthozoa, Scleractinia, Poritidae. The record is from the annotation of a GenBank genome assembly.